This is a messenger RNA of Actinia tenebrosa (Australian red waratah sea anemone), 1970 nucleotides long. Its product is annotated as ferry endosomal RAB5 effector complex subunit 4. The record is from RefSeq and is a predicted model, not a curated record. Gene Ontology annotation, molecular function: oxidoreductase activity. Lineage: Eukaryota; Metazoa; Cnidaria; Anthozoa; Actiniaria; Actiniidae.
CAAGAUGGCUUCCUAGAGUGACAUUUCAGGUUUUGUCAUAACCACUCUCCAAAAUCUUUGCGUCUAUUGAUCUUUGGUAUAUAAGGUUUAUCAUGCAGACCAGAGCUGUAGUUUAUAAGGAAAGGGAAAGUGGAAGKGAUGGAGAUUUUGAACUGAAGGAAACGUUUGAGUGCCCAGAACAAGAUAGCCACAGYGUAGUGGUGAAGGUCAAAGCAUGUGGGCUGUCAGCAGCUACCAGAUUCAAGUUUGUGAAGGAGUUUGGAUUAUCUCUGGAAAAAGARAAACCUGUUGGUAGAGAAAUAUCAGGGAUUGUCACUAGUGUGGGAUCUUCCGUAACCAGGGUUACUGUGGGGGAUGAAGUUACAGGUCUCGUUCCAGUGAACAGCAGAUCUGCUGGUUGUGCUACAUUCUGCGUCGUUUCAGAAUUUGAUUUGGUUUCCAAGCCUGAAAAGAUAGGUCAUGUAGAUGCUGCAGGAUGCAUAGGAGAUGGCGUUCGAGCUUACACAGCCCUGCAUUACCAGGCAAAACUGUGUGGGGGAGAGACAGUCCUGAUAUUUGAUGGAGCUUCGUCUUCAGGUCUGAUUAUGAUUCAACUGGCACAGUCCUGGGGUGCCAAGGUUAUCACAACAGCCUCAACAGAGGAGGAAAUGCUGCUUUUGGAAAGUCUACAACCACCUCUGACAAAAGUAAUAGACGUCAGAAARGUUGAAUCCUCUUUAGUUGAUAUUUGUAUGGAAGAAACUGGUGGRGUAGGAGUGGACUGCGUAGUUGAUAAUGGAGUCACACUGUAUAGUGAAGAAUUCACAGAACACCUUAUAGAGUCUGAACUGGAUAAAGUUAUUGGUCACCAAGAUGGAUUACCAUCAAAACAUGAUGUCAUAUCGUGCCUUGGUGUGGGUGGAAGAUGGGUUACCUCGCAACCAGACUUACAGCUUGAUCCACCAGAUUCAAAAUUGCUGUUUGCCAAAGGAGCGUCUCUUUGUUUUCUGUUUGAGGAUGUCUGGACACUCUCUAGAGGGCAACAGGGAAGAUAUCUUCACAUACUCAAUGACUUGAUGGACAAAAUGAUUAACUCACUCGUAAGACCAGUGAUACAUCACACAAUAUCAUUAGAUGAUGCAACAAAAACCUUGAAGAAAUUAAAAGAAAAUAAAGUGGGGAAAAUCGUGGUGACAAUAUAGAUAAAUUCCAUGCAAUAAUUUGUAUGWAGUCAUGAGAAUGGACUACUUCAACGAUACACAGCGGCCAUCUUUGUCAGGGGGGGCAUAACAAAACAAAGAUGACGGAAAAUAUAUAUAGUUUCCUGUAUUUGUCUUUCUUUUAUGGGCAAAGGUGAUUGAUGUGUCAUCUUAAUUCAUAUUUUUUUGUAUUCUCUUAAAAAUCUAUUAAGCUUUUGCUGUUGUAUCWAAUUGUGGGACAAUCACAACAGAGCUAGGUGAAAGCCCAAAGAUCAAAUUUUAAUUGGGUAGUAUUUUUGCAGAGGGAGGAAAACCCUAGAACCAGGAGAAAAACCCUUGAAGCACAGGAGAGAACCAACAAACAACUCUACUCACAUACGACACCAAGACUGGCAGUACUCAAACCUGGGUCGCAUUGGUGAGAGGUUACGCGUUAGCAGCACAAUGCCACCCAUGCUACUUUCUUCCUCUUUCGGUGAGCUGCUAAUAUCAAUCAAUGUCAAUACUGUAAGAAAGCUUUAUUUGGCCCCUGGAUGCCCGAUAAUGCCUUGCGAUCCAAGAUGGCUGCCACAUUGUUGAAGUAGUCCAUUCAAUUGUUGUAUCAAUAAAGAAAUCUUUACAACAUAAUAGAUUAUGCACAUUAUUGCUUUGGCCUUAAUAGAGUASCCAAGUGAUGACAUUAAACCGACGACAAUACGUAACACUUUGCUACUCUAUGAGAUUAAAUUGGUCAAAUAAUCAAUACAAAAUUUCAUUUACUAGUAAAGAGUAAUAAAAACAAUUUGAAAUUUG